Pygocentrus nattereri (red-bellied piranha) is the source of this 3686-nucleotide messenger RNA. Its product is annotated as proteinase-activated receptor 3. Gene Ontology annotation, biological process: phospholipase C-activating G protein-coupled receptor signaling pathway; positive regulation of Rho protein signal transduction; thrombin-activated receptor signaling pathway. The transcript has 2 exons. The record is from RefSeq and is a predicted model, not a curated record. Gene Ontology annotation, cellular component: membrane. Lineage: Eukaryota; Metazoa; Chordata; Actinopteri; Characiformes; Serrasalmidae. Gene Ontology annotation, molecular function: thrombin-activated receptor activity. The coding region runs from base 221 to 1354 and encodes 377 amino acids.
AGAGAGAGAGAGAGUAAAGCAGAGAGAGCAUGUCAGGAAAAGAGCAGCGUAGUGCGAUGUGAGCGGGGCUUAUUUAUUUUGAGUGGUUUCACACGGACAACAGGAGGUGGGCUCGGCAUCUUGGUGGUUCACAGCGUUGAUCCUUUCUAAGAGUAACAGUGAAAGACAGACGACAGACGGCAGUUUUCCGUGUGGAAGGGCUGAGUUAGUUGGUCCAGCCAUGGGAAAAACACUCCUCAUUUUCAUUAUGACUUUACUUCUCCUGGAGCUCACGCGAGGGUCUAAAAGUGGGAAGAACAGGCAUAACAGGACGGAGGGGAUCAGCCCGAGAACUUUCAGAGGCCAAACAAUCCCUGUCCAGCUUCCCCUCCCUCCAAACUCCACGGAAACACUGGCACGCUCGUCCCCCUCUGGAGUGGUUGAACCAGGACUGCAGUUGCUCAGCAACAGCACAGCGAUGUAUCUCAGGGGCGCUCUGAGCACCCGGGCCAUUCCCGCCGUUUACAUCGUGUCCAUCGUCGUUGGAGUUCCAGCCAACGUUGCCAUCUUGGUGUCAAUCGGCGCUAAAGUGCGGAGGGUGUCGUCGGCUAUUUUGUACUGCAGCUUAGCGACGUCAGACCUUCUCCUUCUCCUUAGCUUGCUGCUGAAGAUGCACUAUCACUUCACCGGCAACGACUGGACGUUUGGCGAGGCCACUUGUCGCCUCGUCACUGCCUGUUUCUAUGGCAACCUGUACUGUUCAGCGCACACAUUAGCCUGCAUCAGUGUGAAGCGCUACUUAGCCGUCGUGCACCCGUUUUUGUACAAGAGCCUGCCCAAGCGCUCCUGCACAGCAUGGGCCAGCCUAGCCGUGUGGGUCAUGUUCUCCAUCGCCAUUGUGCCUGAGCUCCUCGUCCAUCAGACUUAUAGAAUCCCUCAGCUUAGGAUCACCACCUGCCAUGAUGUCCUUCCGGUUGACCAGGGCAGCUCUAACUUUCUGGUGGUUUAUAAUCUAGCCUUGACUCUAUUAGGCUUCCUGCUCCCCCUGAUGGUGACCACUGCAUGCUACACCUCCAUCGUCUGGGAGCUGAACCGCUCUCACCGCGACUGGAGUCUUUACAUCAAGGCCAGCACUUUAGUCUUCUUCAUCUUCGUCCUUUGCUUCGCACCAAGCAGCUUCAUCCACUUCCUGCACUACGUGCGGCUGUACUCGAGCGGAGCGGAGAACUUCUACGCCUACUUUAACGUCGCCGUGUGUCUGUGCUGCCUCCACAGCUGCUUGGACCCCUUUCUGUUUUUCCUGAUGUCCAGGACUGCAGGCUCAAAGCUCUACUUCAUGACCCGCAAAGGAAAGACACUCAGCAUCUCCACUUAAAGCGUAGUCCCAUCAAUUUUACAAGAUUUCUGUGUAAUUCGAUGGUCGAGAUGUAAACAGAGCCAUUCAGAGUGGUUUGGUGUGAAAUAGUUGAUUGUAGAGACUUUACAGUGGUGGUGAUGGGAACCAGAGGUCGCCAUGACUACAACACAGACAUGGACACUUUAUUUACCAUCCAAAACGUACACAUGCUUAUUUCUAAAGUUUUAUAUGUAAUAUUGAUGGUAAAAUAGUUUGAAAGAAAUACGUGUUCUCUGGGGACGACUUUGCCCAACAGCACCUCUUCACAAUGAGCGCAUUUUAAAAAAUACAUUUCAAGCCAAAAUCUUAUCCCAGAAAACUGUGUGACAGACAGUUUUGUCCUAACUUUCGGCGAGGGAGCUUUUAGAGGUGGACGUCGGGUUACUAUCACCACCACUGUGGUUUCAGUCCACUCUAAAUGGCCUCGUUUACACCAAUUGAAAAAACUCGGUGCAAUUCAAUUUUAAACUUACUGGCCAGUUGAUAUCGACCAACUUCUGUUUGUGCUAAUGCCCAGGCUGACCCAUAACCCACUCAAAUCGACCAGUGUGGUCAGUACUGAUGUUAAACGGGAGGCCGGAUGACCGACACAGUCACGAUGUUGCGUUUGAUUACGUAUUGGACAAAUUUAUUUGAAAGAAAAGACAGAAUCGUGAAUCAUAUAUACUAACAAACUGAGCACAACAACAACACAGCCAAUACACAGCACUGUUAGUUUGUAAUAUUGUCUUUAUAACACUCUUAAAAAAAAGAGCCUUCAGGAGCUCUUUAGUAAAGGGGAUGGUUCUGUUUAGAACCAUGGGUUCUAAUCGCAUGCUUAAAUGGUUCUUAGCACGGUGACAUGGUUCUUCAGAUUGGUGGAGAACGUGUUGGUUCUACAGAGCACUUUUGUGGUUAUGAUGUCAAGCUUGUAACAAUAGCAGAACCCUAUACAACACAUUCUCCAUCAAUCUGACGAACCACUUUAGCCAGCAAAGUUUUAUAUAGGACUCAUAUUUCUAAACAGAACCAUUGCCUUUACUAAAGAACCCUUGAAGAACCAUAUUUUUUGUCCACCAUUGGUGGUGCAUAGCAGACGCUGACCUAGUGGCUAGACUUGCUUGCCAUUACGUGAUGUAUGGACUCGAGUGAGUGUGCUGUCAAACAGAGAGCGUUUUCAGGUCUGUCAUGAUUAGAAUUGGAUGUUUGAUAAUCUCCCAAACGCUCUGUUCUGAUAUUCCAGUCCACCACCACUGAAGAACUGAGCACAGAAGGUGGAUUUGGGGCUUUGUUUAAAUGUGCAGUGUGUAAGGUUUAGUGGUAUAUAUUAGGGGUAUAUAUAUAUAUAUAUAUAUAUCUUGUAGUAAAGAAAACCAUGUUUUUAUUGGUGUAUAAUCACCCGUUUUCAUUGCCUUAGAAUGAGCCCAGAACAGAAGGUCGACGGUUCGAUCCCCUUUAGCUGACAGUACAUGACUGAGGUGUCCUUGAGCAAGACACCUAACCCCCCCAACUGCUCCCUGGGUGCUGUGGAUAGGGCUGCCCACCGCUCCGGGCAAGUGUGCUCACUGCCUCCUAGUGUGUGUGGGUUCACUAGUGUGUGGGAGUUUCACUGCAUGGAUGGGUUAAAUGAGGAGGUCUAAUUCCUCUGUGUGCAAAACACAGUUGGCUGAUGGCUCUGAAUUCAUGUUUUCUGCUGUCGCCCAGAACAGACAUGCCAAACACUGCCUCUAGAGGGCACCUUUCUCGUUCUUACACAGUUCAGAAUCAGCGGUUCCGGCUGGUGCUAGCUAACCAUUUCGUGUCGUGAGAAGUUUGAGAACCCAAAGGUUGACAAGUAGAGGUUCAACUUUAUUAUUUAGCGCAAGAGAAAGCGAGGUAGGGUGAAUCCUCGUCAUCGAAGAAGUGAAAAAACGAAGCAUAGCGAAAUCAAGACAGGGAUGGCUACAUGCUUGGAAAGGGAGGUGUGCUCAGUUGGUUGCAAUCUGCAACUUCGCCACUAGAUGCCGCCAAAUCUCAUACACUGCACUUUUAAAACCGCCAUGCGUCUGCGAAGACACAAAACAACGUUCUGAUACUGGAAUCGGAGCGGUUGUUGAGUUCUGGAUCGAAGCUGGAACAUAUGUGGUCAGUUUAUUUGUCCACUCACAUGUACUUUCAUCAGUAGGAAAGUAAAGGACUUUGGUCUGAAACGUUCCAACCAUUUGGCUUCAAACUGUAAAGCAGGCAGCAGCAAUUAUGCAUGGAAACAAAUCAGGAGCCGUUUGAAUAGCCGGGACUGAAAGGGGCACAAUGUGCCUCCUGGACUGUGAUGUAUGUUUGUGUCGAUGAAGGG